Messenger RNA from Medioppia subpectinata, 1056 nucleotides. NCBI's taxonomy places the organism in Eukaryota, Metazoa, Arthropoda, Arachnida, Sarcoptiformes, Oppiidae. The record is from the annotation of a GenBank genome assembly.
AUGGUUGUGAAAGAAACCGACGAAACAUCUAAUAAUGAUAACAACAAUACAAACACAUUGGAAAAUAAUGAGAUCAAAGAGCCUAAAAGGACACCGGUAUCGUUUCUAUCGCUGUUUGGUUACGCGUCCGGUGCGGACAAACUGCUAAUACUGAUCGGAUCGGUGUUCGCCAUAGUUAUAGGGGCCGGACUGCCGGCCAUUAUGAUCUUCAUGGGUGAGCUGUCGGCCACAUUCAUUGAGUACGAAAUGCUGAACCAAUUGUCCAAAUGGCCGACCGCUGGCGACUACUACUCCAAGACACUGACCAACAUUGCCGACAAACAAGUGUUUUUGGACACAAUGUUGCGCGACUUACCAGACUUUCAUCUCGAUGUGAUUAAGAUUAAGCUCAAAGUGGACAAUCAAACCUAUGUGGAUUUAUUGAACAAGACAGUUUUCCAUGGUGACAAAGGUUUUGAGACCAAGUUCCUGCACGAUAGCGACCAAUAUAAUUAUUUAAUGUUUGGUGUGGCCGUGGCUUUCCUAUUGUGCGGCUACGCUAUGGUUACCACGUUUAGUAUUGCGGCCAAUAAUCAAAUCCAACGCAUACGUGUGCUAUUCUUCCAGGCCAUACUCAGACAGGACAUCACGUGGUUUGAUACUAAAACUAGUGGUGAUUUUGCCACCAAAGUGACCGCAGAUCUAAAUAAACUACAAGAAGGCAUCGGCGAUAAGGUGUCAUUAUGUAUAUUCUCGUUCUCGACGGUGUUGUGCUCGUUGGGCACAGCCCUGUACUACGGCUGGGAGCUAACCUUGGUCAUACUGUCCAUCACACCCGUGCUGAUCAUCGCGUUCGCCAUAAUUGCCAAGGUAAAAAAAGCAAACCAACCUAAACCUCACCUAACAUUACCCCGAUCACAAUCACACCCACCAUAUCACGCCUACCCCUACCAGAUUCAGGCCAAAUACUCGACCAGCGAAGCGGACUCGUACGGCAAGGCCGGGGCGGUGGCCGAGGAGGUGUUGGGCGCCGUGCGGACAGUGUACGCGUUUGACGGCCAACGGCGUGAGAUAGAC